GUCUAAAUUUGGGAAAGAUUCACUCUCGAGAGUAACUCUAAAAAAUUGAUCAAACAACAAAUCAAUCUCAUUCUCCUUCCUUAAAUGAUCUUCAACGAUUCUUGGUUAUAUGAAGAGGUUUACCACAGCACAUGAAUUUCGUGUGAUUUGAGAGAAUGGUGAAAUUGCAUUGCUAAGAGUCAAUGAUUUGGGGAAAAUCUCAGCAAUGUGCAAAGCAAAGACUAAUCAAGUAAAGUAUAAUAUCUCUGAGGAAAGAAGAUAUUGGUCCAGUGUGAAGACUCCAAAAUACUACGAUUACAUCAUAUUCAAAAGCUUAGAAGAGGAUAUCAGCAGAAUAAGGCCAAUGCAAGUAGAUCAGCUUCUUCAAAUUAACAUUAAGUCUACUUCUCUUAUUCUUUAG
Thlaspi arvense is the source of this 400-nucleotide messenger RNA. NCBI's taxonomy places the organism in Eukaryota, Viridiplantae, Streptophyta, Magnoliopsida, Brassicales, Brassicaceae. The record is from the annotation of a GenBank genome assembly.